Messenger RNA from Oncorhynchus masou masou (cherry salmon), 4942 nucleotides. Its product is annotated as protein phosphatase Slingshot homolog 3-like. NCBI's taxonomy places the organism in Eukaryota, Metazoa, Chordata, Actinopteri, Salmoniformes, Salmonidae. Bases 274 to 2202 code for a protein of 642 amino acids. Gene Ontology annotation, biological process: negative regulation of actin filament polymerization; actin cytoskeleton organization; protein dephosphorylation. Gene Ontology annotation, cellular component: cytoplasm. The transcript has 17 exons. Gene Ontology annotation, molecular function: actin binding; protein tyrosine/serine/threonine phosphatase activity. The record is from RefSeq and is a predicted model, not a curated record.
CCGAUGUCUUCCUCGUUCUAUGAAAUAGUAAACUCUCCAUUAAUUUGGAUAUCAGAGUGCCGCAUAACUUUUGCCAACGCGAAGGAUUAAAAAAUACAUACAUCCAAGCUCACUGUAUGUGAGGGAGAAGCAUCAAAAGGAGGCAUUUGGUCGGAGGCAGAUUUGUGUGAAUAUAUCCAUCCUAUAGCCUCCACGCCCACACAUUUGAGGGGAAACCGCUGCUUCUCACUCGCCUCUUGUUUUGAUCCGUGAAAAACCGAGCGGUGCCUUGCCAUGGCUCUUCUGACCCUGCAUCGUUCGCCGUCCAUCUCCACCGCUCCGGAUGAAAGCAUCCCAAGAAGAGGGAGACUUCAGAAAAGAGAGAGCUUUGCUCUGGUUAAAGGGGCCGUCCUUCUCCUGGAAGAGGGGGAGGGGGAGGGGCCACAUGAAGAGACGUCGCCCAAUCACUCCCCUUCACCCCUGAAGCUGGGGGGCGGAGCUUCAGACACACAGCACAGACAGCUGCACGCCAUGGUGUCACUACUAAGACCAGAGGACACUAUCAAACUGGCGGUGAGGUUGGAGUCAGUGAGUCCAGUCAGGGUACGGUAUCUGAUCAUAGUCUCCACCUUCAGUAACAAACAGGAGAGCAUUCUACUGGGGAUGGACUUCCCCGACACAGACAGAUGUCAGUGUACUAUCGGUCUGGUUGUGCCGGUAUGGAGCGACACACAAGUGUAUCUGGACGGAGAUGGUGGUUUCAGUGUCACAUCGGCAGAAAAGACGAGAAUCUUCAAGCCUGUUUCCAUACAGACUAUGUGGUCAGUACUGCAGGCGCUGCAUGGCUGCUGCGAGCGGGCAGUGAAGGGGUCAGUGAUCCCAGGCUGUGGGCUGGACUGGGCCCAAUACUACUACGGUCAUGUGGAGUCUGACCGCCUCUGUCUCAACGAGUGGGGAGCCAUGACGGGCCUGGAGUCAGUCAGGAGGGACAGCGCCGGGCAGAGCUCGACAGAGAGGGUGUCUGUGGAGCGGCAGAUCAAAGAGGAGCUCCGAGACAUCAUGAGAACAGAAGACCUAGAGAAUAUCACCUCCAAACAGGUCCGCAGUGCCCUGGAGACCAGGAUAGGCAUGGACAUGAAGAACUACAAGGAAUACAUCGACAACGAGAUGAUGGUCACCAUGGCGCAGAUGGACAAGCCCUCCAAAAUAUUUGACUACUUGUUCCUGGGCUCUGAGUGGAAUGCUGCCAACUUUGAGGAGCUACAGAAAAACAAUGUGGGCUACAUCCUGAACGUGACGCGGGAGAUUGACAACUUCUUCCCAGAAUCCUUCAGCUACAUGAAUAUCAGAGUGUACGACGUGGAGGCUACAGACCUGCUGUCACACUGGAAAGACACAUACUCCUUCAUCAACACAGCCAGGCAGAGUGGCCAGGCGGUGCUAGUGCACUGUAAGAUGGGCGUGUCUCGCUCUGGUUCCACGGUGGUGGCCUAUGCCAUGAAGCAGCAGCGCUGGCCUCUGGAGGUGGCUCUAUCCUACGUCAGGGAGCGCAGGCCCAUCGUCCAGCCCAACGACGGCUUCAUGAAGCAGCUCCACACCUACAGCGGCAUCCUCAAUGCCAGUCAGCAGCGCCACAGCGCUCUCUGGAGGUGGAAGUCACGGGCAGAGAAGGAGCAGCGAAAGAUUGAAAGAGCACAGUCUGCUGCUUCACACAACAACGAGGAGGAAGAGGAGGAGGAGAGUGAGGAGGAGGAGGAAGAAGAGUUAGAGAGUCCAGAUGAAGUUGAUGAGGCAGAUAUAGAGAUGAAGGUAUUUGAAGAGCCUGCCCACAAGUCUGAGACUGACCCAGAAGCUCCACCCACAGAACCGGCUGCUCCAUCCACAGAACCGUCUGUACCCAAUCCCUUCAUCACUGUACAGGUGGCUUCUCACAGCCCCAGUCGCAGUGGCAGGAUGAACCUCUUCUCUCUCAUGCAGUCCAUCAACGAACUGGAAGACGAGGACCUAAGGAAUGAACAGGUAAGAGAGAUUGCCAACAGUCACCGGAGGUCUCCAGGGCAACGGAGGCGGAGUUAUAGACGGAAAGGCCUCAUGCAUCAGAGGGCCCAUGUGGACGUUUCACCUGAGCCAAGCCGCCUAUCGGGACUCAGAAAACUGGAAGGGGCGGGGCCAAGCAAACCUGAGACCGGGGAAGGAGAUGCCAAGACAACAGAGGUGCGGUAAAGAGGAACAGAAGACGAGGCGGCGGGAGAAGGGAUGGAGAAUGAGAAGCCUAGAGGAGACACUAAAUGUUCUGCCCACUUUCAAGCUAUAAACAUGAAAGAAUUACCCUAAUAUAGUUCUAUACAUCAGACCUUAAGACUCCAACUAUCAUCGUUAUAUUAUAGAUUUUUUUAACAGUCAUGCCUUUUGCACAGUAUUUCCUGUUUUGGUUCUUUCAAUGUGGUGGCCACCAACCGAUCGAUCACGAUUGACUGGCUGAUCUCCAAGCCAUUCUAGUCGAUCACCAAACACUGUAAAAAAAAACACACACAAAAAAACAAUGAUAAGGCCUUGGAUUCCCCUUUUCUUUUCAUUGUUCUUUUUUUUCUCUCCCUCUCGCACUUUUGACAGUAGGUGCACUUGGAAGGUAAAGUGUUCACAUUAUUAACCAUUUCAUGUGCCUGAAGGUAGAACUCCACUUACUCGACCGGCCCAGAGAGCAAAUCAAGUGCAGCUAUAGGCCUACCGCUGGCCAAUCGUAUAGCUCAGAUCACCGUGUCUGCAGUUUCCUCGCGCCACAGACUGUAAAAAGAAGCCUCGAACCCACAGCAAAGUUAAUGUUGAGAUUUAAAAACUUUUAAAACCAUGACUAAAGGGGCUUACCGAAUACAGCAAAGAGCUGCUGUUAGAAUGAGUAUGGGCUCAUUGUAAUGGAAUAAAUGGAAUGGUAUCAAACACAUGGAAAACAAAUGUUUGACUAUGUUCCAUUCCAGCCAUUACAAUGAGCCCAUACUCUCAUAGCUCCUUCCACCAGCCUCUACUGCUGUCAACACUUUGUUCAACCGUUUUGAUAAGCUUGCGUUAUUUUCUGCUCGUCCUUUUUAAUAUAGAGGAAUAUUUCACUUUCUCUGGUCAACAUGAAUUGGUGCUUGAGGCUGAAAUAAUGCAGUGCGACUUAAAUUUCCCAUCAGAUGGAUUAAGACUGUCCCUUUUUCUCAGCGACGAGAGGGUACGCUGCUCCUUCCUCCCCUCAGACUAACCACCAGUUAGUAAAAAAUAUAUAUAUAUAUAAUGCUCACUCAGCUGUGCCUCAAGUAAUACAACAAAUUAUAUAUUACCAGUGUGAUCAUAUACCUACAAUGUUGAAAUAUAAUUUUAAAAAAUGGUCUGAGAAGAAUAACAUUGGCUGGUCAAUUCAAGGGUAGGCAAUAUGCAGUGAUAAUGUUUUGGGCCUAUAGCCUACUGCACAAACUUCAUUGCUACAGAACUGUGUUUAAUUGGUUGUUGCAUAGGCUUAUUUUUGUUUUCAUCUGAGCGGUAGAUCUUGGCUUGCAUUUUGACUCAAAGGUUGGUGACCUGUGUUUAUGUAUCACUGUUCACCAAACCAUUUACACGCAAUUGGUAGUGAUGGCUCAUUGUUUUAAUGUCACUGCAGUAUUACGACACCAAUAUGUGUCUGGCAAAAAUGUUGUAUUUCUGGUUAAGACUUACCUACGGUCCAUAGAAGUUGGAAUGCGUGUACAUUUUUCUUCUGAAUUUCAGUACGUAUCAUACCACAUGCAUAUGUGGUGUUUGCCCGCCCUCUCUCUCCUAAUGGCACAUCAGUGGUUUAAUGAUAUCUAUGCAAUGAUUCCUUAAAUUCACAGAGAAGACUGAUGGUAGAGGUUGUAUGCUGCCAGUUGGGGUUGUUAUUGUAUGCAUUAAGUGCCAUUCUCUAUUCCUUUAUUGGAUUUUUAAUUACGCACAUACCUGAUCUUUUUAUCGUUUCUGAAUAUUGCAUAGUAAUACAUACGGGCCCAAUGAAAAGUGUUCUCGGAUGUUUCAAAAUAGCGGGACAUUUAAAAGUAUUAACUGGGAGAUAUAAUAUUGAGUGACUGUUGUAAACUGUUAUUCUGGACGAAUCUAAGGGCACCAAACUGUAUGCCAGUGUGUUCCUCUGUGCCAAUCAACUUUGUCCUUGAGUUCGUCUCAAGGCGACAUAUUUACUGAGGAUCUUUAGAAAACUUCUACCGUUUAAAAACAAAAACUCUUGGGUGUUCCAAUUUAUUUGCUGUGUUUAUUUCUUUGUCACACUGUCAUUCCACAAAUAGCCUUGCUGUAUGAGUGCCUUGGACGUGGGACCAAAAUAACAAAGUUCUUUCCUGAAAGACCCUAAAUGAAAGUAUUUAUAAUAUCUACUAUAUAUUGCUAUUUGAGGUGGUGGCAUUAUGUCAUAUUGAUUAAAUGUAUUUAGUUUUGUUCCUUGACUGGGAUGAUGUUAUUGUGCAGUAUGAAGCUACUUGCAUUGAAUGUGUUCCUGUGUGUAUGCUCUGGCUUUGCUGAUUAUGACCAUGUUCAUGCCAUCCAUGUUUUGAACUUGGGGGUGUUUAGGGUAGGUUUUUUUUGUAUUAGUAUUUAUCUAUUUGGGACUUUUUGAGAGGAUCAAGGUAGAUUCAGCAUUAUGGUGUUUCUGAACUUUCCGCAGUUGACUGGAUGGACCUUCUGUAUCGAUCCAAUGAUUUUUUUUUUAUGUAUUCAGCUGGCCUUGAUUUGUAUAUUCACCAAUGAUGUUUACACAUUUUUAGGUUGAGCACACUUUCUUUCUAUACUCACAAUUAAACCAUCAAAACAGGUUUCCACCACCACAUCAUGCCAUUGACACUGCCUGAGCCAAUCUCUGCUGUUCUAAGAUCAAAUAGAUAAAUGACCUGUAUCUCAUCUAUGGCUGCGUUUACAGCUAUACUGUUUGAGUGAAUUAAUAAAUGAUUAUACUGAAACCAUG